This is a messenger RNA of Cuscuta campestris, 5432 nucleotides long. Lineage: Eukaryota; Viridiplantae; Streptophyta; Magnoliopsida; Solanales; Convolvulaceae. The record is from the annotation of a GenBank genome assembly.
AACAAAAAAGUUUUUAAAUUUGUAACAAAUUCUAUUCACCCCCCUCUAGACUUUGUAUCUCACAACUUCAGGACCACCAAUUGGUAUCGGAGCAUACUUCUCACUAUCUACUUUUAGAUUAACAAGAAGCGAUCAUAAUGGUGAACAAUAUGGAUCACGGUUUGCCCAAGUUUUCUCUUCUAGGUUAUGAUGAUUGGAAGAUCAUGAUGGAAGCACAUCUCUACGCUCUACAUGAUUGCAUGUGGAUGGUGCUUGAGGAUGGACCCUUGAAAAUUCAAAUGGAGAACCUUGAGAGGAAUCCAGCUGCUCCAGAUGUAGUCCAGUACAUUCCAAAGCCCAAGGAAAAAUGGGAUGAUAGAGAUUGCAAAAAGCACAAUCUGGACAACGUCGCCAAAGCAACCAUCUUCAAGACACUUGAUCCCAUCACCUUCUCCAAGAUUAAGCAUCUCAAGACUGCCAUGGAGAUUUGGCAAGAAAAGAAUCUAAGGUUGCUGAGAUCACUUCCAACUGAGUGGUACACCAAAGCCACAGCCAUGGAAGAAGGAAGAAACCUGGAGAACUACACUGUUCAAGGUCUCCUUGAUGAACUCAGAACCUAUGAGCACGAGCUGAAGAAGAAGAAAGAAGAACAAGUCACUCCCUACCCCACGGCAUUGAUGACAACUCCAAGAAUCUCAUCAAGUGAAGGGACAUGCACAAGAAACUGUGACACACCUUCCUCCAGCCAGCCGACAAGCUCAAAAAUGGAGAACUACGAUGAGGAAUUUGCCAUGAUAGUCAAACAAUUCCGGAAGUUCAAGAAGUUCUUCAAGAAGGCCGAUUCAAUCAGAAGGUCAUCCAAGCGAAAGCCACAUGUAAGUGACUCCCCUCCUGAAUCUUAUUUAUGCUAUAACUAUAGGAAGCCUGGCCACUGGAAGUCAGCAUGCCCGUACCCAAAGGUGGAGAAGUACGGAGAAAGAGAAAGGAUCGAGAAGAAAAAGAAAGCAAUGGUUGCUGCUGAAAGUGACGAGUCAUCCAGCUCAAGCUCGGAUGAAGAAGCCCUCGUCUGCAUGGAGCGCAGACUUGGGAAGUCCAACCAUGAGGACAGGUGGACUAUGUUAGAAGAUGACUCUCUCUGCCUAAUGGCCAAAGAUGAUGCUGAUCAAGAGGUAACUUCACAAACCUCAUGCUCAUCUUCUUAUAGCAUACCAACCUCUGAAAAUAUUUUUGACCAGUUCAAAAAGAUGAUGAAAGAUUUUGAGGAGAUAAAUCUCAAACACUCAUCCUUAACAGAAGAGAACAAACUAUUGAGUGAAGAGAAUCUCAAGUUGACUGAAAGUCGGAAAAGUCAACUGAAUGAGAUCACUCAACUCAAGACUGAAAAUGAAUCUCUCUCUGAAAAGGUGAAAUCCCUUAACAAUGAGCUAGGGAUACUUAAGUCCCAAGAAGCAGUGAACAAGCUUCUUGAAACGACCAAACAAAAGGGUCGCAAAGGACUUGGCUUUGACCCCUCUAGUUCCAAAAGAAAAGGGAAAACAACUUUUAUCCCUCCUAAACCUACUGCCAAACCAAAUAAGCAGAAAGGGAAGGAAAAGAAGAAACCAACAGAAGUUCCCAAAAAGGAAGCCGCUAAGUACCCAGGUAUCUGGUACUUAGACAGUGGCUGCUCAAGACACAUGACGGGUGAUGCGAGCCUUUUGAGCAAUCUAAUUCCCUAUGAUGGUCCAAGAGUUACUUUUGGAGGAAGCAACGAUUUUGGCCUUACUAUAGGGCUAGGAAAUCUGGUGUACAAGGAACUAACCAUCCAAGCUAUAUCUUAUGUUGAAGGACUCAAUUACAACCUUCUUAGCAUAAGUCAGUUUUGUGAUAAAGGUUACUCCUUGGAAUUCUGCAUGGACAUUGCAUCUCUCAAGAACAUCUCCACAAAUGAAGUCAUUCUCACUGGGAAGAGAAUCAGAAACAUCUAUGAAGUGAUAUGGAACGAUGUCAAGGAAGCAUGUCUAAUCAGCAAAGGUGACACUAACCUUCUAUGGCCAUCAAAGCAUGAUCAUGAGAUUCUGGAUCUAUCUGACAAGGAUGAAGAAGUCAAUGAAAGAGAUAAAAUGAAGCCUACGGAAUUCAUUCCAUCCAGAAGUCUACCACUGAAGACUUCACAGAGAAAUCCGGAUUCAAACAGUGCUGAGCCUACCGGAAAUCUUGGCCAGCCUUCUAAUAUUCCGGAUCACUCAAACGGCGACAAUUCCGGAAAUGGCAACCCAGUGCAAAUCCAUCCGGAAACACCAACAACUUCUGUUCUUCAACCAGAAGCUGAACAAGAUCAACCAGUCAAUCCUAAUCAACACAAUCUUCGUUGGUUAAGGGAUCAUCCUCCCCAACAAGUCAUUGGAGAUAUUCAAUCUGGCGUUCGCACAAGAAGUGCUCAGCAGAAUCUAGAAGCUAUGCUUGCUUGUUUCAUCUCACAAGUGGAACCAAAGAAUAUUGAAGAAGCUCUAGCUGAUUCUGAUUGGAUCAAUGCAAUGCAAGAAGAACUCAACCAAUUUUCCACGAAGAAAACUCAUCUGAACAGCGACUACAAGCUAGUCCUUGAACUGGUCAUCGGAUGCCUCGAAUGUGGAAGUGGAGGACAUGCUGAUGACAUCACCCAAAAGAGGGCCUUCAUCAUCAAUGCCCUCAUUACCAAGUCUAAGGUAAAUUGGGCUGCUCAUUUCUUCAAUUCCAUCUCAAAGCAUCUGGGAAAACCCAACCAGAAAUACCUUUGUCAAGGUCUGUACAUUGGAGAUAUCUUGGAGUCCUUGGGUGCUGCUUCUAAAGGAAAGAAGGCGUUACACUAUCUGUCUUCCAAAGGGGAAAACAGAGCUAUUUCUAGCACAACUGCAGAGGAAAGUUCUUCAGACAAUGUCCUUAUCAUGAGUCUGAACAAAUCAGUAAAGAGGAAGCAAGUGGUGUCUCCCUCUCCCAAUGCUGAAGCACCACAAAAUCUUGCUCCAAUCAAUCUUGAAGAAGAAGAAGAAUUCUCUGACCAAGGAGAACUACAAAGGAAAAAGAAGAGGAAAAUCACCUCUCCCUCAACAUCUGGAUAUGUCAAUCUGGAUGAGUUGAAGGAGAAGGAACCAACUGAGGAAACCUCUGCCCACAACCGGACAGAACAGCUGCUGAAUUGGGACCAGCAGCUGAAGAAUGAGAAGAUCAUCAAGAAAUGCUUAGAAUUUGAAGUGGAUGAUGAGGAUCCUGCAGUCUACAAACCAGUCUUCUUAAAAACCACAGAAGAUCAGGUGGUUCUCACUUCUGAAGCACAGGCUAACAUGGAAACAACAGCUGAGGAUUUCCAAAUAUUUCCGGAAACCUCAUCUGCCUUUGAAACUGUUCUACCUGAAGCUGCAGUCUCUACUCCACAAAAACAGAACCAGGAAAGAUCAAAUGAAGAACUCCAGCAACUUCUCCAUUCUGAAGCUUUAGAGAUUCUCACAAAUCCUUGUGAGAUCACCAAUACUACUGAAACUGAGAUCCCGGAGAAGUCAGCAGAAAAUCUGGAGAUGUCCAAAACUCCAGAAACAAAUGAAGCUCGAGAAGAGCAAGCUGUAGAAGCGCAGAGAAGUUCUGCAGAAACUGAGAAGGAAACUCAAAUGGCAGAAAUGGAGGCCUCCAAAUCUCCAGUAACCAACUUCCAUUUUCAUAGCUCUUCCAUUCCUACUCUUCCGGAUGAGGUACCGGAAAUCUGGACAAAGAAGGUCCAAGGGUUGAUUGAAUCAGCCCUAGCAUCUCAACAUGCCUCCUUUAGGCAAGAGAUAGAGCAGAUGGAAGCCAGGCACAACAAACUGAUUGAGAAAUCCGAAGAGACACACUGCUCCAAUCUCAAGGAGAUAAGCAAAUCAGUGGAUAAAACUCUAGAGAUCUUAUCUCUAUUGAGUAACACUGUGAGCAACACGAUGGAGACAUAUGCAUCUGACAACUAUCUUCAACUCAAAGAGGUUAGCAAAAUCAGAGAGCAAAUAGCAAAUGUCACAGUCAGUCUACAAAAACAAAUGUCCAUUCUCCAAAUGGACAUCAGAGCCGCUCUGGCAGUAUCUUUAGCAAAUCAAGUAGUAACCAAAGACUACUUGAAGGUAAUCAUUGACAAUCAGAAGGAAGCACACAAACUAUUCAGACUUCUUACCACAAAUUCUGGAAAUCGCAAGUUGAAAGUGGUUCUUCAACAACACAGUCCAUCCUUGAUUCCAGAGCUCCCCAUUGCAGUCAAAGAAGGAGAAGUCUCUUACAUUCCUACGCAUCUAAACUUGACUGAUCUAGUCCUUGAAGCUCAGAGAAGCAAUCCGGAAAACUCAACACAGCGCUUAUCCAGCUUCGGAUUGGAUGGAACAGAGGCUGACCACCAGAUAACCUACAAAACGCUAAGGGAUAAUGGUGCAGAAUUGUUCCUUGGGGAUCGCAUCGGCGAACCCCAAAUUGCAUGGGACUGGAUCGAGCAGACUGCUAGAGUGUUGGAGGAUCUCAACGUACCCAUGGACAACUAUCCUCGACUGGCUUCUCGACUGCUACGCAAGGAAGCCUACGAGUGGUGGAAGAGGACCGAUGAAAGUGCAGGAACCCCUAAGCCGUGGACAUGGGCACAUUUUGAAUGGGCAUUCAACCAAGAAUAUAUUCCGAAACGUUUUAGCGAAGAAAGACGUAAGGAAUUUGUCAAACUGGAACAGGGAGACAUGACACUCCCUGAAUACCAUCAACCUUGGCAAACAAUGCCAGUUCAAGCACUCAUCGUCCCAUCAGCUCUGCCUCAAAAGGGAAAAGGCCAUUCCAGGAGUCUAGCAGUUCGCACUUCUCAAAGAAAGGGAAAUCGAUGCAAACACACUCUGCAGCAUCGGAGAACAAAUCAAAAGGGUGGAAACACCCAAUGUGUGACAAAUGCGGAAGACACCACCCUGGGGAGUGUUGGUUUACUCAAGGGUUAUGUCUCGACUGUGAAAAGCCUGGACAUUUCCGAAAGAACUGCCCUACGAAUCCCGGUGAACCAUUUCCACCUGCCCCCAUUGCUAACCAGUCAGCAUCAGCACGACCUGCACCAAGUCAACGGUAAACUGCGGGAUCUAAUCCUGCCAAAAGUCAAAACCAACAGCAAGGACGAGCUCCUGCUUGUACCUAUGCCAUGAAGGCUCGAGCUAAGGAAAACCCUGACGUCAUUCAGGGUAUGUUUUCCUUAUUUGAUACUGACAUACAUGUGUUGAUAGAUUCCUUGCCAAUCUUGUUGAAUUACCGUACAAGGAAUUCGAUAUCAUCCUUGGAAUGGAUUGGCUCAUCGAGCACCAAGCAGUUAUUGAUUGCCGACGACGAAUGAUUCAACUGAAAACUAAAGAGGGAAAUUCUAUUUAGGUGAAAGAAAAGUUAACUCCUAAACCAACUGAGUUCAUCUCGUACAUACACGCGAGACGUCUCAUUCGAAAGAAAUGUGAGGCUUAUCU